CUGAGAGCUGCUCUAGCUGUCGCAUGUCGGUGGAGAGAGAUAACAACAUGGCGGAAGAAGAAGAAGGGGAAGCAGGUGGACACCAUGUGCUCCUCUUACCAGGACCAAUGCAAGGCAACGUAAACUCCAUGAUGAAGCUGGCACAGCUUCUAGCUCUGCAUCACUUCCACAUCACCUUUCUCACCACCGAUUUCAUCCACCGCCGCCUCCACCGUUUCGCCGACAUCCACUCUCUUUCACAAACCUACCCCAACCUCGAGGUCAAGUCCAUCUCCGAUGGCCUCCCAGAUGAUCAUCCUCGUUCCGAUAGCAACGCUUUAGCUGACCUCUAUUCUUCAAUGAACUUGCACGCAAAACCUCUCAUCAUAGACAUUAUUCUCUCCCAAACUGCUGCAAAACCCAAAAUCACGUGCCUCAUUGGUGACGGAUUCUUUGGAGGCCUCACUGCUGACGUGGCGGAUGAGGUUGGGAUACCGGUCAUUCAUUUUCGCGCCAUCAGUGCUUCAUGCUUCUGGGCUUUGUUCUGUGCUCCAAAUCUCUUUGAGUCCAAUGAACUUCCAAUCAGAGGAGAGGAAGACAUGGAUCGCAUCAUAGCCACUCUCCCAGGCAUGGAAAACAUUCUCCGAUGUCGAGAUCUUCCAGGUUUCUUUCGAGGAACAGAAACCAACCAAUUAGUAGACCCUUUAAAAUCCACGGUCUUUGACUGCCAUCAAACGCUUCGAGCCCGAGGAGUCAUACUCAACACUUUCGAGGAUCUAGAUGGUCCUCUAUUGACCCAAAUGCGUCUUAAGUUUCUCCGAGUCUUCGCCGUCGGUCCUCUCCAUGCGCACUUGAACUACAGAAGAGUAUCUGACGCGAAAACGACGCCGUCCACGAGUUCUUUCUGGGAAGAGGAUAGAAGUUGCUUGACUUGGCUUGACUCUCAGCCGUUGAAAUCGGUGCUAUAUGUCAGCUUCGGUAGCAUUACUACCGUAACAAGGGAGAGGCUGAUGGAGUUUUGGUACGGUUUGGUGAACAGCAAGAAGAGGUUCUUGUGGGUGAUUCGGCCUGAUAUGGUGGCCGGAGAAGACAACGAUGAGCGGGUAGCGGCUGAGUUGGAGGAAGGGACUAAAGAGAGGGGGUUCAUAGUGGGGUGGGCGCCACAAGAGGAGGUGCUGGCACACAAGGCCAUAGGUGGGUUCUUGACGCACAGUGGGUGGAACUCAACCUUGGAGAGUUUGGUGGCUGGAGUGCCCAUGAUUUGCUGGCCAUACUUUGCGGAUCAGCAGAUUAACAGCAGAUUUGUGAGUGAGGUUUGGAAAGUUGGGUUGGACAUGAAAGAUUUGUGUGAUAGAGACGUUGUAGAGAAGAUGGUAAAUGAUCUGAUGGUUCAUAGGAGGGAGGAGUUUCUGAAAUCAGCUCAAGCAAUGGCUACGUUGGCUGACAAGAGUGUGAGUCCAGGUGGUUCUUCUUACUCCAGUCUCCAUGAUUUGGUUGAAUUCAUUAAAUCAGCUAGCAGGAAAAUUAAUUGACACUACACAAUUCAAGUUUCCUUCUUGUAACCAUGGCUCACAUCCAAUUUUAAUCCUAUGAAACCAGUUGAGGUGUGUCAGUGAGGUGGCCCCUAAUGGUAUCUUAUUAUUUAAGUUCCUUUACUAUUUUCACCUAAUAAACGCAGCUUUUCUUU
Vigna umbellata (rice bean) is the source of this 1666-nucleotide messenger RNA. Its product is annotated as 7-deoxyloganetic acid glucosyltransferase-like. The record is from RefSeq and is a predicted model, not a curated record. Gene Ontology annotation, molecular function: quercetin 3-O-glucosyltransferase activity; quercetin 7-O-glucosyltransferase activity. NCBI's taxonomy places the organism in Eukaryota, Viridiplantae, Streptophyta, Magnoliopsida, Fabales, Fabaceae.